Messenger RNA from Esox lucius (northern pike), 1219 nucleotides. RefSeq names its product growth hormone 1 (gene gh1). Gene Ontology annotation, cellular component: extracellular region. The record is from RefSeq and is marked provisional. Gene Ontology annotation, molecular function: growth hormone receptor binding; growth hormone activity. NCBI's taxonomy places the organism in Eukaryota, Metazoa, Chordata, Actinopteri, Esociformes, Esocidae. Gene Ontology annotation, biological process: positive regulation of receptor signaling pathway via JAK-STAT; animal organ development; response to nutrient levels.
CACACAUUCAAGCUAUACAAGUCAUCCUCUGACAGUUAGGAGAAGAAAAUGGGACAAGUGUUUCUGCUCAUGCCAGUCUUACUGGUCGCUGGCUAUCUGAGUCUAGGUGCAGCAAUGGAGAAUCAGCGGCUGUUUAACAUUGCCGUCAACCGGGUGCAACAUCUCCACCUCCUGGCUCAGAAAAUGUUCAACGACUUCGAGGGCACUCUGCUGCCUGAUGAACGCAGACAGUUGAACAAGAUCUUCCUCCUGGACUUCUGUAACUCCGACUCCAUUGUGAGCCCCAUCGACAAGCACGAGACUCAGAAGAGUUCGGUCCUGAAGCUGCUCCACAUUUCCUUCCGCCUGAUCGAGUCCUGGGAGUACCCUAGCCAGACGCUGACCCACACCAUGUCCAACAACUUAAACCAGAACCAGAUGUCUGAGAAGCUCAGCGACCUCAAAGUGGGCAUCAACCUGCUGAUCAAGGGCAACCAGGAGGAUGUACCAAGCCUGGAUGACAACGACUCUCAGCAGCUGCUCCCUUAUGGGAACUAUUACCAGAACCUGGGAGAUAACGACAACGUCAGAAGAAACUACGAGCUUCUGGCCUGCUUCAAAAAAGACAUGCACAAGGUUGAGACCUACUUGACGGUCGCCAAGUGCAGGAAGUCUCUGGAGGCCAACUGCACUCUGUAGGAUGGGUCGGAGAGGCAGCCUGAUACCACUGGACCAGUUUCGCAGGAAAUAGAUAGCAUCUCGUCCUGCAUGGAAAACCAUUUUCAAUCCAUAUGAAAUGCUUUUCAGUGUAGUGGGUUCAGUCUAAAUCCAGCAACCCGGCUCCAGGGGUUUUCAGGCACCUGCAUUGUUCUCUGAAAUCUACAACAACUUCACUUAUUAUAUUCACUUUAUUUCUCUGAGCUAUUAUUGAUUUGUGGAAUUCAUAGAUUAGUACAUUCAUAGAAACAUUUUUUGAAUGUUUUAAUUAAGAUAUCUGAUUCAAGGUGGUGCUGCAGUCAAUGCAUACAUUUAUUUUAGGUGUGGAUUCACACUGACAUAAAAAAUAACUACUAAAAUGGGCAAAAUAAAUGGUGGUCUCUGCAUAAGCAGGCUUGAAGCUUUUGGGAUGUACACUGAUUAAUAAUCAUGUCAUUUUCUCUAGGUAUUUUCAUUCCAUUACCCUAUUGUUUUAAACUAUGUAGUAGUGCUUCAUUUUUCAAUAAAGCUGUUGUUCUCUGCA